Messenger RNA from Orbilia oligospora ATCC 24927, 333 nucleotides. RefSeq lists its product as uncharacterized. The record is from RefSeq and is a predicted model, not a curated record. Gene Ontology annotation, cellular component: mitochondrial large ribosomal subunit. Lineage: Eukaryota; Fungi; Ascomycota; Orbiliomycetes; Orbiliales; Orbiliaceae. The transcript is spliced from 3 exons. The coding region runs from base 1 to 333 and encodes 110 amino acids. Gene Ontology annotation, molecular function: structural constituent of ribosome.
AUGUUUGGAGCGUUCCGUCCCACGAACGCCCUCAUGGGUGGUCUGCUAUGGAAAAUCCCAUGGCGUCUCUCCCGCUUUCAAAAGUAUCGCCAACGUCAGCGUCUCCGUCGUGUCGACCGAGUAGUCGAAACAAUCUCCAAUGCCUUGGCGCAACAGGGAAUGGUUUCCAAGGCCGUCGAAACCUGGAAGGCCGAAAUGCCUACUGAAGCCGAGAUGUUGCCACGGGACAAGUACACCAUCUUUGAUAAGAAGCACAAGGGAUAUCGGAAAGGAAUCCACAAGCUACCCAAAUGGACUCGAGUUUCGCAACGGAUCAACCCUAUUGGUUUCUAG